Danio rerio (zebrafish) is the source of this 1977-nucleotide messenger RNA. RefSeq names its product pre-mRNA processing factor 19 (gene prpf19). Gene Ontology annotation, biological process: protein ubiquitination; protein K63-linked ubiquitination; mRNA splicing, via spliceosome. Gene Ontology annotation, molecular function: carbohydrate binding; ubiquitin-protein transferase activity; ubiquitin protein ligase activity. The record is from RefSeq and is marked provisional. Gene Ontology annotation, cellular component: nucleoplasm; ubiquitin ligase complex; Prp19 complex. NCBI's taxonomy places the organism in Eukaryota, Metazoa, Chordata, Actinopteri, Cypriniformes, Danionidae.
ACAUGCAGCACCUUGAUUCAUAAAGAAAUCUAAAGCCUUGUGUUGAAAAUAAAUCAGUAAAUGUACUGAUUUGAUUUCAGCUUUAUUUGAGAAGCGGAAGCGCGUCUGUUUGAACGAUAUGUCUUUGGUUUGUGCUAUUUCAAACGAAGUGCCGGAGCACCCCUGUGUGUCCCCUGUUUCCAACCAAGUGUUUGAGAGGCGUCUGAUUGAGAAAUACAUAGCGGAGAAUGGAGCUGACCCCAUCAAUGGACAGCCCCUGUCUGAGGAGCAGCUCAUUGAUAUCAAGGUGUCUCAUCCCAUUCGACCGAAGGCUCCCUCUGCCACAAGUAUUCCUGCUAUCCUCAAGUCUCUACAGGAUGAGUGGGACGCCGUGAUGCUGCACAGUUUUACACUGAGGCAGCAGUUGCAGACAACACGACAAGAGCUUUCUCAUGCUCUCUACCAGCAUGAUGCAGCCUGCAGAGUCAUUGCUCGUCUUACAAAAGAGGUCACUGCUGCCAGAGAAGCUUUGGCUACCCUCAAACCCCAGGCUGGACUGGUCGCUCCACAGGCCGCUCCUGCUUCUCAGCCCGCUGCUGUGGGUGCUGGUGGUGAGGCCAUGGAGGUCAGUGAACAGGUUGGAAUGACUCCGGAGAUCAUACAGAAGCUUCAAGACAAGGCCACUGUUCUGACCACCGAGAGAAAGAAGAGAGGAAAGACCGUGCCAGAAGAGCUGGUCAGAGCAGAAGAUCUCAGCAAGUAUCGCCAAGUGGGAUCCCAUGCUGGUCUUCACAGUGCCAGUGUACCAGGAAUCCUCUCUCUGGAUCUCUGCCCAACAGACACCAACAAAGUCCUCACCGGUGGUGCGGAUAAGAACGUGGUGGUGUUUGACCGUCGUGAGGAGCAGAUUGUUGCCACCCUCAAAGGACACACCAAAAAGGUCUCAUCUGUCAUCUACCACCCUGCUCAGGCGGUGGUGUUCUCAGCAUCUUCAGACAGCACUAUUAGAGUGUGGUCCGUUACUGGAGGCAACUGUGUGCAAGUGGUCAGGGCCCAUGAGUCUGCUGUUACUGGCCUCUCUCUGCACGCUACUGGGGACUAUUUACUGAGCUCAUCUGAGGACCAGUACUGGGCCUUCUCCGAUAUCCAAACUGGACGUGUCCUGACCAAAGUCACUGAUGAGACUGCUGGAUGUGCUUUAACCUGUGCACAGUUCCAUCCUGAUGGUCUGAUUUUCGGCACUGGUACGGGCGAUUCUCAGAUUAAGAUCUGGGAUCUUAAGGAACGAACCAAUGUAGCCAACUUCCCUGGACAUUCAGGUCCAGUCACGGCCAUUGCCUUCUCUGAGAAUGGAUACUAUCUAGCCACUGGUGCUCAGGACAGUUCACUGAAGCUGUGGGAUCUGAGGAAGCUGAAGAACUUCAAGACAAUCACUCUGGACAACAAUUACGAGGUCAAGUCCCUGGUGUUUGAUCAGAGUGGAACAUAUCUAGCUGUGGGAGGGUCAGACAUCAGAGUUUAUAUCUGCAAACAGUGGUCCGAGGUCCUCAACUUCUCCGAUCAUUCUGGUCUGGUGACUGGUGUGGCUUUUGGUGAACAUGCUCAGUUCCUGGCUUCCACAGGCAUGGACAGAAGUCUCAAGUUCUACAGCCUGUAACAGAAACAAUACUCCCACAACAAAUACAUCUCUCUGUACGUGUGCAUGUGUAUACAUAGAUAUGCAUUCACUAUCAUAAACAUGGUUGUAGUGAUUAAUUCAGAAACAUUCAGUACACCUUGACUUUGUCACCAGUAAAUUCAUCUUUUUGUCAAUUAUUGCUUUAAAACAAAUUUUGGCAAUAAGGGUUAAUGUCAGUUGUUUUUUCGUCUACCUUUUAAUCUUUUGAUUGUAGGCUGGCAAACUUUGUUAGUGUCCCAUGACUUCUCUCUUUUUUUAUCCUUCUGUGGACUAUCAUCAAAUGUGAAAUAGAUUCCAAUAAAGUUUAAAUUUGUUUUUAA